Messenger RNA from Humulus lupulus (European hop), 888 nucleotides. RefSeq names its product ankyrin repeat-containing protein At5g02620-like. The transcript is spliced from 2 exons. The coding region runs from base 198 to 872 and encodes 224 amino acids. NCBI's taxonomy places the organism in Eukaryota, Viridiplantae, Streptophyta, Magnoliopsida, Rosales, Cannabaceae. Gene Ontology annotation, molecular function: protein binding. The record is from RefSeq and is a predicted model, not a curated record.
UGAUUUUUUUUUUGUCAGAGUACCGGAUCUGGUAGAAUACAGUUAAUGUUAAAAAUAGAACAAUCUUAAGUUGAUUUAACUUUGUUUAAAUUUAAUUUUUUGGGUUGAUUUUGUGUAGAAAUUGAAGGAGUAUCUCUUGGAAAUUUGGUCACUAGAGUAUUUAUAAUUUUGUGGCAUCAAGGAAAAACUUUACAGCAAUGGCUUCCUCUCAGCCAUCUGAAACCAUUAGCAAUUUCUAUGAAACUACCUGCAUGGAUUCGGAGCUGUUCCUGGCUGCAGCCAAUGGCCAAUUGGAUGUCUUCACAGCCCUUGACUUAGUAUAUAUAUUGACCCCAGAAAAGAAUACAGUCCUCCAUGUCAAUAUAAUUACUUCAGAAAGCACUGAUAUAUCCUUCGCUGUGGGGAUAGUGGAGAUGUGUCCACCACUGUUGCAGCAAACCAAUGCAAGAGGAGAGACUCCCUUACUCUUGGCAGCGAGGUACGGCCGUCACUGUAUUGUUGAGUUUCUUAUUAAUCGUGCCAAAACCUUGUUUGAACAAGAUGACCUCGAGAAGGCCAACGCCGCAGUGAAUAAUGAAGUGUUCAAACAAAUUAUGAGGAUUCCUAAUCAAAAUAAGGACACUGCGUUGCACGAGGCUGUACGGUUCAACCAUCUUGAGGUUGUACGUAUAUUGACUAAAGAAGACCCUCAUUUCCCAUAUUCGACUAAUGAAGAUGGGGAGACUCCACUUUACUUAGCCGUCGAGGGAGGCCUAGGGUACCUGGGAUUGGCUGAUGAAAUACUACAAAAUUGCCCCUCGCCGGCCACUAGUGGACCAAAAGGCAGAACUGUACUCCAUGUUGCUGUUACUCUGUGUAAGGAAUAUGAUUGAAUGAGUAAAAUGAUGU